AGAGCAUGUGGGCAUGACAGAGUGUCUGUCUCCAGCGUGCUCGGGAUUUCGAAACUGCCUUGCAAUCCUCGACCAGGGCUAACAACCACGGAAGACUGACGGGAGACGAUCACCGCUCGUUUAAUGAUCAAACGGGAGCCUGCCUAAGGAAGAAAGGCCAAAAAAAAAAAAAAAGUGGGGGAGGGCUCCUCUCCUGACUGGCUGCUUGGUCACCAUCGCCACGGUGCCAGUGAUGCGGGUCCCUGGGACUGAACCAGCGGGGAAGGGUUUGGUUUCUUUUCUUUCCUCCCCUCCCCUUUUACUCCUGUGCCCUCCCCCCUUCCCCUCCCCCUCUUUUCUCUCGUAUCUGUCAGAGUGACAGCAGCUAGGGAGGAGGGAAGAGGCAGUGAGUGCUGGGGCGGUCGGUGCUGCUGCUCUCUUACUCUCACUUACUCAUUGCUGGAAGGUGCGGGCUGGGGCUUAAGGCGCUGUGGAGCACUGAAGCAGGAGGGAAAGAACAAAGGACGAAAGUGGGGAGGGGAAGCCGGAUUGGGAAGGGGACGAGCCCCCGACCCGACUUCUAGGGAGCAGGGAAGCCCAAAGUGUCAGUUGAAUCCCCUCCAACUCCGAGGCGCCUGGGAUUGUAGCGCCUUGUGUAGCCCUAACGGCCGGAGCAAUCCCCUCGCCACCACCUUCUGCAAGUUACAGAGGAGACUGUUCUGAAGGAGGCAGGAGGAAAAAAAGGAAAAAAGAAAGAAAUCCCAUCCCUGGCUCUCCUUCCCUUCCCUGGGCAUUCAGAAAUAGAAUUAUUUCCGCCUGGUGGAAGUCGAAAUCAAGAAUGAAAACUAAGAAAGGUGUUGUUCCAGUUUCAGGCAGUGAGACUGAGGAUGAUGACAAUAUGGAUAUUCCCCUGGACCUUUCCUCUUCAUCAGGCUCAGGCAAGCGGAGAAGACGGGGUAAUCUACCCAAAGAAUCUGUACAGAUUCUCCGGGACUGGCUCUAUGAGCAUCGGUUCAAUGCUUAUCCUUCAGAGCAAGAAAAAGCUUUACUAUCCCAGCAAACACACCUAUCCACACUACAGGUCUGCAACUGGUUCAUCAAUGCACGCCGCAGACUCCUCCCUGACAUGCUGAGAAAAGAUGGCAAGGAUCCAAAUCACUACACUAUUUCCCGCCGAGGGGCCAAGAUUUCUGAAGCUAACUCUGUGGAGUCAGCCAUGGGCAUCAAAAACUUCAUUCCAGCUUUAGAUGAGAAUUCAUUUCAGGCCUGUACAACUGGACCAAACCAGACCUUAGGAAGACCACUGUCUCCUAAGCCCCCAUCCCCAGGAUCGAUUUUGGCCCGGCCCUCAGUGAUUUGCCAUACCACGGUGACUGCAUUGAAAGAUGCCCCUUUCCAUCUGUGCCCAUCAGUCGGUGUUGGACAGAACAUAGAUAUGCAGCAGAUACCAGCCAACGGUUUCACAGACACCUCUCUCCUCUACUCGGAGGACACGAGUAAAUCUGGACCAAGUGCAAAUACCCAGAGUGGGCUUUUCAACACUCCUCCCCCUACCCCACCAGACCUCAACCAGGACUUUAGUGGAUUUCAGCUCCUAGUGGAUGUUGCCCUCAAAAGGGCAGCCGAGAUGGAGCUUCAGGCAAAACUGAUGGCCUAACCCUUUUUUCAAGCAGCAGAAUUCUCAGAAAAUGUUUGUUAUGGUUCCCUGGGUGAUAUCAAAAGACUAAUGACUGCAUUAUUUUAUAUAUGUUUUUUAUUAAUAUUUGCACAAAGGAUUGCUGAAAUGAAGCUUCCUGUUACUGAGAUGUCUUCAAUGGAAUAUAGUCAUUCCAAGAACUGUAAACUUAAAAGCUACUGUAGAAACAAAGGGUUUUCUUUUUUAAAUGUUUCUUGGUAGAUUAUUCAUAAUGUGAGAUGUUUCCCAAGAUCAUGUGAUUUUUCUCCCCCCCCCCCUCCUUUUUCCCACCAUCUCCCUUUAUUUUUGUUGGUAUUUCUUUCAGACUGUGCAAUACUUAGUAAAGCUAUAGUCUUCUUCUCAUUCCCAUGUGGAACAGGAUGCUGACAUACUGUCUACUAAAGAAAUUUUCAAUUUUUUUAAGCAAGUAUGAACCUAGUUGAUUGAUGUUGCC
Molecule: messenger RNA, 2108 nt
Organism: Gracilinanus agilis (Agile Gracile Mouse Opossum)
Lineage: Eukaryota; Metazoa; Chordata; Mammalia; Didelphimorphia; Didelphidae
Gene: TGIF1
Product: TGFB induced factor homeobox 1
Exons: 5
Coding region: 818-1636 (272 amino acids)
Biological process (GO): regulation of transcription by RNA polymerase II
Molecular function (GO): RNA polymerase II cis-regulatory region sequence-specific DNA binding; DNA-binding transcription factor activity, RNA polymerase II-specific
Source: RefSeq, a predicted model, not a curated record